This is a messenger RNA of Boleophthalmus pectinirostris (great blue-spotted mudskipper), 1596 nucleotides long. It is a transcript of the gene bloc1s4, whose product is annotated as biogenesis of lysosomal organelles complex-1, subunit 4, cappuccino. The record is from RefSeq and is a predicted model, not a curated record. NCBI's taxonomy places the organism in Eukaryota, Metazoa, Chordata, Actinopteri, Gobiiformes, Gobiidae. Bases 43 to 777 code for a protein of 244 amino acids. The transcript has 5 exons. Gene Ontology annotation, cellular component: BLOC-1 complex.
UGACAAGUCAAACAACACAGCAAUCCGAGAGAAGAAGGCGCUAUGGACUUUUACAGGAAUGACAGAGUGGGCCUCCUGUCUCCUUUAGAAGAGUCCAGCGCCGAGAUUAGUCAGGACAGUGGCAUAGUUUCCCAAAGUGCGAGUAGUUUGUCCAUGGUGAGCGAAAUCCUCAGCAGCGGAACAGUGUCGCAGAGCCCCAGCUUCGGAGCAGCCGCGGCUAAUGUGAUCAGACACAGCCCGAGUCUGGGGGAAGCAUCGGGGCUCAACAUCGACAGGCAGCACCAGGAGGAAGCAGAGGAGGACAAUGAACUACUGCGGGAAACGGCAUUAAGCUACUCAUCCUAUAUCAGAGCUACGGCCGGAGAAGAGGUCUUGUGUCUAGAGAAGAGUUUGGAAGAAAUGCUGACAAGAGUGGAUGAAUUUGUUGGGAUGCUGGAUAUGAUUCGAAAUGACACUUCCCAAAUAGUGAAUGAAGAACUACCUCAAAUCCAACAGAAAUCUGAAGAAAUGAGACAAAUAUAUAGGAAGAUUGAUAAACUAGAGGCUUUUGUGAAGAUGGUUGGAGCAAACGUCAAUGCAAUGGAGGAACAGGUUACACAGGCAGAGGGAGAGCUAGGAACGCUCCCUGGUGCUUUCAAGAAAAUGUUCCGUACAAUGACAGCACCAAGUUUUUUAAAUAAACAGUCCAGUCCCAGACGACCAGCAGCACAUCAGUAUCAGGAGGUGCCUAGUGUUUUUCGAACUGACGAUUACUUUCCACCACAGCCUGAACAGUGACCCACUACGAGACAUAAACCUGUUUGUAGUCUUUGUUUACUGCCAUUUGUUGUAAGACGAUUUUUGGGACAGCCGCUUCAACAAAGCAAUAGUAACAUUUUUCUGAACAAAUCACUGGACUUAAAGUGCAAGAAAACCCUGAUGAUCAAUCAUUGUUUUCAGCAGCAGCAGCACUGAACUGUAGCAAAUCUUUAAAAGUGCCUAAAGGGUCACAAUAAUGUCCAUUUGUUUUUAUUAUUUGUGUAAUAAUACACACUGUGCAACAAUCCUCAAACUACAGAAGCUCUUGAACAGUACCUGUUAUGGAAAUUACAAUAAUCAUUGUAAAGAUCAAUGCAUUUCAUAAACAGAUAACCAAGCUUUUUUAAUAUAACGAACAUUCCUAUUGAUAGAAUUUGUAACAAUCUGCACGCCGUUUUGGAGUUCUGGAUUUCUAAUGGUUCAUCAACAAUAGGCCUUUUCUUGUCUUCCAAUUCAAAGUGUUUGCUGUGUCACUUGUUGUUUCUGACCAUCUAAAGUUGCCUCCUUGAUAUGUAUGCACGCAUGUCUGAUUUUUAAGCACACUGUAAAUGAGCUGUCACUUUAUUAGGGGCCAGUUUUUAAGCUGUGGUUCAUUUUUACAUCAAAAGCUAAAGGAAACUGAAAGACACGUGUGUCUUAAAGAUUAUUUAUUUAAUAGUUUUGAUUUUGUUGUGGCCCAAUCAAUAAUGAACACUGUCGGAAUUCAUUUUAUGUAUUAUUUGCCAAAUAUUUUGUAUAUACCUGGCCUAUACACCUGAUUUUGCUCAAAGUUUUUAGUCAUUAAAUCUAUUUGCAAUA